Molecule: messenger RNA, 1148 nt
Organism: Phragmites australis (common reed)
Lineage: Eukaryota; Viridiplantae; Streptophyta; Magnoliopsida; Poales; Poaceae
Exons: 6
Coding region: 490-858 (122 amino acids)
Source: RefSeq, a predicted model, not a curated record
GUCCUUCCUCUUGGAGACUCGGCUCUCUCUCCCUGCCUCCCUGACCUGCGCUGCCGUCCGCCGGCGCCUACUGACCUGCGCGGCUGCGCCGUCUACUGACCUGCGCCGCCGCCGGCCGGCCUGCCACUGCCCACCGCGCAUCCUCCUCCUUCACGGCCUGCCGGCGCCGCCGCGCCUUCCGGGAUCCCCGUUCCCCGCCUGGCCGCGGGCCGCCUCCGAGCUCCGACACCGCCGCCCGCCGCCUUCCCGCUCCCCGCCUCCGGCCUCGGGCUGUGGUGGCGUCUGCGGUGAUCAAGCCCGACAGCGUCCAGCGAGGCCUGGUAUGAAGUUUAUGAACGUGGAGAGGUCUUUUGCUAUGCUAUAUUGAGCUAGAUAUAUUUGCAAACAUUCAAGAUCAUGCCAUUUUGAAGCAUUUUCAAGAUUACAAGAAUUGCAGGUGCCAAAUACCCAAGCCCAUUAUUAGAACAUAGUGCAUCAAGCUUUAGUGAGAUGGAUAUGUUUUAUCAAUGUAAGGAAAUCCUAAAGAUUCAGAAGCUUCGGCGUAUGGUGUCCUAUGCUGGAUUCUACUGCUUCACCGCCCUCAUUACCUAUGCUUACACAAGCAAUACGACAAGGGCUGGGAUUUCAAGAGCCGACCAGUAUUAUGCCUCCUAUCCUGCUGGUACUGAGCUACUUACUGACACUGCAAAGCUUUACAAGGCUGCAUUAGGUAAUUGUUUCGAAAUAGAUGACUGGGGCCCAAUAGAAUUCUCCGUCAUGGCUAAGCAUUUUGACCGGCAAGGAAAACCACCAUAUGCCUACCAUGCUCAAUAUCUGGCACACCUCCUCUCCCAUGGGCAACUCGAUGGACGCGGCUAGCUGCAGGAUGUUCUGUUGUCAUCAUCAGCGCAAUGAAAAUUUACUAGACCUUGUACAAAAGAGCUGCCUUGCUGGAAUAUGAGUUGUGAUCGCAUUUGACAAUGCAUUGCAGAACUGAAAUCAGAAAUGGAUUCUGAAUUGUAGGCCAUCAAUUGGUACAAUAUCAGUUCGUUAGUACAUUUGGCGCAGCAAUUUCCGGAAAGUCAUGACAUUGUCCUGUUCAAGCAUUCACGGUGUCCUUUUGUUGUUGAAUAAAAUUCUUUGAAUGUCAAGGCAUAUAUUGGUUCGUC